Messenger RNA from Engraulis encrasicolus (European anchovy), 2458 nucleotides. Its product is annotated as gamma-glutamyl hydrolase-like. Gene Ontology annotation, biological process: tetrahydrofolylpolyglutamate metabolic process. Gene Ontology annotation, cellular component: vacuole. The record is from RefSeq and is a predicted model, not a curated record. Gene Ontology annotation, molecular function: gamma-glutamyl-peptidase activity. The transcript is spliced from 9 exons. NCBI's taxonomy places the organism in Eukaryota, Metazoa, Chordata, Actinopteri, Clupeiformes, Engraulidae. Bases 125 to 1066 code for a protein of 313 amino acids.
AUCCCUGUGACGGCCCCGCCUACUGCCAGCUGUGUCAUAACACAAGCAUGAUCUGAUGGCAGACGUGUGUGUGGUGCCCUUCACAAAGUUUGUUGUUGUGCCGUAGCCUAUAUUGUCAACAAUUAUGAGCCUACUUCAGCUCUUGUUAUUUUGUUUUUUUAUUCAUGACACAUCCGCAGCCUCUAUUACGAGGAUCUCCAAUAAGAGAAAUGACAGGCCAAUUAUUGGUGUGUUGGCCCAAGAGGUGUAUAAACCACAGCCAAAGCAGAACUCCUACAUCGCUGCAUCUUAUGUCAAAUUCCUGGAGGCAGCCGGAGCCCGAGUGGUCCCUGUGAUGGUCAAUCAAACCGAAGAGGAAUACACUCAGUUGUUCAAGUCCAUAAAUGGUGUCCUGUUUCCCGGCGGUGGAGUUAGCCUUGUGUCCUCAGGCUAUGCCAAAGCUGCUGGAAUCUUUUAUAAGCUUGCCAUCGAGGCUGCGUCCCAGGGAGACUACUUCCCAGUGUGGGGGACAUGUCUGGGCUUUGAACAGCUGCUGCUCCUGACGUGUGGCGAGGACCUUCUGUCUCACACCAACACUACUGGGGUUUCUCUGCCACUGAAGUUCACAAAGGAUGCAGCCGAAAGCAGACUAUUCCGAUCGUUUCCACCAAGUUUGAUGGAAGCUCUGGCAUCCGAAAACAUCACUGAGAAUUCCCAUACCUGGAGCAUCUCUGUAGAGAAUUUUCUAAGGAAUGAGGCCUUAAAGAAAUUCUACAAAAUUCUGAGCACUAACACUGAUGGAGAAACCGAGUUUGUGUCGACCAUGGAGGCCUACAGUUACCCUGUGUAUGCAACGCAGUGGCACCCAGAGAAGAAUGCCUUUGAGUGGAGCAAACCGUAUUACACCCACACACCGUCUGCUAUUCAAACCACCUUCUACAUGGCAAACUUCUUCGUCAAUGAGGCAAAGAAGAAUUUUCAUUCAUUUGCCAGCUUAGAUGAGGAAGAGAGACACCUGAUCUACAACUACAACCCUGUGUUCCCUGGAGUGGCCUCCACCUUCCAACAGAUCUACUUCUUUGAGUAGGAACUUUAAGGCCAGUUUACAGUCCAGGUAGAAAAAAAAGUACCACUUGACAAUUCAGGGUCAUCCCUCUCAACCUGUCAGCCUGUAUAAUAUAUUCUGAAAGAUUGAGAAUUAUUUAUCGUCACUUUUCAUUGUCUUUUUUUACUUUUUAUUUUAGUAAUCACUAUUUUCUAAUCAAAUAAUUAUUUCAACAUUAAAAGUUGGCUACUAAAUAAUUUAUCAUGCACAUAUACAGGUCCUUCUCAAAUAAUUAGCAUAUUGUGUUAAAGUAAUUUAUUUUCCCAUUUUUAACACAAUAUGCUAAUUAUUUGAGAAGGACCUGUACUUAUGGAGACUGGCCAGUAGUACUGAUUUAGUGAAUGGGAUUUAAGCGAAUGGGAUUUAUAUUUUAUAAUGAACAAAAAAGUGAAUAUAAAAUAAUAAUAACAAAAAUAGUUGAGAUACAAGGUUUCUGCUGGACAGCAACGAUAUAUUCUUGCACUAGAGUAUACCUCUGCACUGACAAAAAAAUCAAUACAACAAACAACAUGGAGCACCUUCUGUGACCUCUGAGUUGGUUUCAGGAAGGCCCAGACUAAGGAAUGUGGUAGUAUGCCUAACUGACCUGUUUAAAGAUGUUUUGAUUCAGCAAGUACUUGCAUCAUCUUUGCAGACAGAGUUAAUUGGCUUCAUUUAUUUAUUUUUAAUAAGCGGAGAUUAUGACAUUAAGUGACUUGCGAGAGAGGGAUGGGGCAGGGUUGGGACAUGACCCAAGCUGGAUUCGAACCUGGGUCUCUAUGGGCAUGCAAGCCCUAACAUGGGGGGGUUUAGCAGCGUGCUCUGCCACAGUGCCCCCCAAUUGGCUUCAUGUUACACGCACCAGGGCUCUUUGCCUCAGUGAUCCGCACUUAAGUUUUGUCAAUAACAUUUUAUUUUCUUCAUAACUCAAUCAUAUCAGAUUCAAAAAUAUUCUCUAGUGCCUUGCUGGGUUGUGCUACUGAUUGUAUGUCACAAAGGGAUAUUUUCCUUUGCAUUUGUACCAUGUUUUUUAUUCGAAUUGUCUUUGUGUAUUUUCAAUCUGUGUAUUUAGGGUGGGUUUGACAAUGUGGGCUUGAUAAUGAUUUGAUUCCUUCAGAAUUCAUUAUUUAAUGAAAAUUGAUUUUUAUUUUUCUAUUUGACAAGGUGUGUGUUUGUGUGUGAUUUUCAUCUUUGUUGAAAAUCACGUGUGUGUGUCACUUCACUUUUUAAGGAACUUUAUAACUUAUGAAAUGCUUGGUUAGGUGGCCAUAGCCGGUCUGUAUUUUGUGCAUUAAAUUCUGACUAUGCUGGUCACAAAGAACACAAUUUUUCGUUGUUCUGUCAUAUUUGUCUUAUAAAGUACAGUGUGUGAUAUAAAGUCAUGUCCAUUUUCAA